GCCGCCUUGACAGCCCCUGCCCAGAAGUACUUCUGGAUCAGGCGAGGCGGGGCUGGGCUGGACUGGGCUGGACUGGACUGAGCAGCGCAAAGCGGAGGGGAGCUGAGCCACCCCUGCCCCUGGUCGGUCCCGGGCAAUGAUCGAUGGAGGCGAGCAGCCUCCUCUGCCCGGCGCCUGUGUGAGGGGGCGAGCCCAGAGUCCCUGCUGCUCAUUGCACAACCACCGCGGCCAGCUCAGCAGCCGGAGCCGCCGCUGCCACGGCCGCGCGGGACCCCUGGAGCCCUGAAGUUUGGCCCUUCGGUCCCCAAGAGUUACUUUGCGAGGCUCCGUCUGCUCCGGCGCCGGUAACUGACAAGACGCGGGCGCCCCGGGCAGUGAAUGCAGCCCAGCCCCCAGCAGGGCAUUGCCAACGCUCCUACUUGGUCCCCUGCCUCAGAGCCAGAUGAAGCUGGCAUAGCACCUGAAACUGAUCUCCCACCUAGAAGAUCAAAAUGAAUCUAAAUUCUUCCACCCAAGAGACUAUUAAAAGAAUCCAAGAUGACUGCCCCAAAUCAGGAAGACAUAGCUAUAUAUUCAUUAUGGUUCCCACCUUAUACAGCAUCAUCUUUGUUGUGGGAAUCUUUGGCAAUAGCUUGGUGGUUAUUGUCAUUUACUUCUACAUGAAAUUAAAGACAGUAGCCAGCGUUUUCCUAAUGAACUUGGCUCUGGCUGACUUGUGUUUCUUAAUGACUUUGCCACUCUGGGCUGUUUACACUGCCAUGGAAUACCGCUGGCCUUUUGGGAACUGCUUGUGUAAGAUUGCGUCCGCCGGCAUCAGUUUUAAUCUCUACGCCAGCGUAUUUCUUCUCACCUCCCUGAGCAUCGACCGCUACCUGGCUAUUGUACAUCCGAUGAAGUCCCGCCUUCGGCGCACCAUGCUCAUGGCCAAAGUGACAUGCAUUGUGAUUUGGCUGCUCGCUGGCUUGGCCAGCCUGCCUGUUGUAAUUCACCGCAACGUUUUUUUCAUCGAGAAUACGAAUAUCACGGUCUGUGCUUUUUAUUACAAAACCCACAACUCCACACUGCUGGUGGGGCUGGGCCUAAGCAAAAAUAUUUUGGGCUUCUUGAUUCCUUUUCUGGUGAUUCUGACAAGCUAUACUCUGAUUUGGAAGACCCUGAAAAAGGCUUAUGAGAUUCAAAAAAACAGGCCAAGAAAUGAUGACAUUUUCAGGAUCAUUAUGGCAAUAGUCCUCUUCUUUUUCUUUUCCUGGAUUCCGCACCAAAUAUUCACGUUUCUGGAUGUUCUGAUUCAGCUGGGCAUCAUAAAGGACUGCAAAACCAUAGAUAUUGUGGAUACGGCAAUGCCCAUAACCAUCUGCAUAGCCUAUUUUAACAACUGCCUGAAUCCCCUGUUUUAUGGCUUUUUGGGAAAGAAGUUUAAAAAAUACUUUCUUCAGCUCCUGAAAUACAUACCACCCAGUUUCAGAUCUCAAACGACAAAAAUGAGCUCUCUUUCCUAUCGGACAUCAGAUAACUUAAGUUUAUCUGCCAAAAAGUCCGUUGCGUGUUUUGAGGUUGAGUGAUAGGCUUGAAACAUGGUGCUGGAGUGAUCAUAUGAGCAAAAUUUUCAAAAAAUGUCAAGGGUUUACAUCCUUGGAUAGUACUCUGCAUCUUUGUUGAACGUUGGCAGAUUUCCCAACUCCGAUAAAAACAUGCAACAUGUUGAUUGAUGUGAACAGCCUUUCUAAACCUCUGAACAAAAUUCUUCAUUCCUUCUACAACAAACAGAAACAAACUUGAGAGAUAGCAUGGCAUUGAUGAUAGAAUACUGGACUUGGUGUUAAAAAAAAACCAAAACCUUGGAUUCUAAUCCUGCUUUAGUCACUUUCUACCUGCAUGGCCCUGGGAAAAUCAUUUGACUUUUCUGAACCUCUGGUUCCUUGUCCAAAAAACGAGGUAGUUGGACAAGAUGUAAGAUCCCUUCCAUCUUUAAAUCUUUGACCUAAUGAAAUUUAAAUCUUCUCAAGUCAAGCUGAACACCAUUUUCCAGUGGGUAGAAGACUGGGAAUUGUAGAAAGAUGUCAAAAUGUGAGUCAGCCAUGCACUGACUUUUCAAAAUUCUGGUGGCAAAGUAAGAUUCUGCUUUCUCUCCUUUUUCUAUAUUCUUUUGGGGUCCCCUCUGCCCUGCUUUUAUUAUUAUAGGGAACUUUUAAUAUGAAAACUCCCUCUACCAGUGUAGAUGAGCAACUUGUCUGUAACUCAAGAGUGUUUGAGAGUUCUUUGGGAGCAGUUAGAAGUGACUUGUUCUUGCAUCAGAGGCUCUGCCCUCUCUCAACUAUAAUAUUCCCCAAAGAAUGCAAAUGAGACUUGGAGCAGGCUGUGAGACUUCAAAAGACCCAAGCAGGAGAGGAGAGCAGGGUUACAUUGCCACACUCAAUUUCCAAUGUGCGGUAUUUGGGUUCCUGUUUGGGUUAAGUAGCAUCUAGAGUUGAUUUGUAAAUAGAACGCCAAAUUUUCUUUUCAAGGCUCCAAGAUCUUUUGUGAAGCUCAGCUGGUGUGUCUUGAAGAUUUGUCACUGCCAAUGCAAUUUUAGUUAAACUACAUCUUUGUGUAAAAACGUGGUACAGUGUUCAUAUACAGAAGGUAAACUACUCAUGUGUAUUAAAGUAUUACUCUGGUCCUGAACUGUGUUCCCUGUAAUACUUGUUUUCUUUUGUAUCUGAAAAUAAAAAUGAGAAAUCUGUCCCUUCUGGCACAAAUCCCAUGUCCCUUUCAAAACCUAGGUGUUCUGUCUGCAUACUUAACUGUUUACUGUUGUUCAGUUAAAAUAUGACAAAGCUAUAACUACCAUAAUACGGAACAAUCUUAGUUUCAUGUAUUUAUCUUUAUUAUUUUAAUAUAUUCAUUUUUGGAGUUAAACACAACUGUGAAUAAGUAUGUACAUAAUUUACACUCAAUUAUAUCCGUAUUAAUGUAGCUUAUUGGUAACUUGGCAACUGCCAUAUAUAUGCUUUCAUGUGAAUGUGUAUAAACAUAUAUGUACUUAUACAUACAAGUGUAUACCAUCAUUAGAAAGCUUUAGACAGUAGCUGGUUAUUUACACUGGAAAAUAGGAGCACCAACAUAUACCUUCCUGAAUAUUCUAAAUAGUUUUCAUGUAACACUUAAAACCAUCUUCUAGUGUUAAAAUGUUAAAUUUCCCUUCUAUUCAGGUUGUUUCCUUAUGUUUGUUCUAAAAAAAAUAGCAUUUGGUGACCAAAUAUUGGAACAUAUCUUUUUAUUUCUUCAAUAAAAAACAUUGUCAACAACUAA
Messenger RNA from Vombatus ursinus (common wombat), 3291 nucleotides. It is a transcript of the gene AGTR1, whose product is annotated as angiotensin II receptor type 1. The transcript is spliced from 2 exons. Gene Ontology annotation, molecular function: angiotensin type II receptor activity. Bases 492 to 1562 code for a protein of 356 amino acids. The record is from RefSeq and is a predicted model, not a curated record. NCBI's taxonomy places the organism in Eukaryota, Metazoa, Chordata, Mammalia, Diprotodontia, Vombatidae. Gene Ontology annotation, cellular component: membrane. Gene Ontology annotation, biological process: immune response; G protein-coupled receptor signaling pathway; regulation of vasoconstriction.